Messenger RNA from Gryllus bimaculatus (two-spotted cricket), 818 nucleotides. The record is from the annotation of a GenBank genome assembly. Lineage: Eukaryota; Metazoa; Arthropoda; Insecta; Orthoptera; Gryllidae.
GUCUACAAGCGCCACGUGGUUUGGGUAAUUAUGAGCUGCAGUGCUGGGAUGUGCAUACUUGUUCCACAGGUGCCGUCGGGGGCGGGGCAGGAGGCGGGCGCUGGCCCCGAUGGGACGUCGCUGAUCUCUGUGCUCUGCGCGCCGCACAGGAGGUUCGCCCUCGUCUGCAGGCACUGGGCCGACACGCUCGAGGGGCUGGAGGCGGUGCAGCAGGUGCUGGGUGAGCACCUCAUCGGAGAAGUGCUGUUCCGCGCGCAGCUGGGCCAGCUCACUCCGCGCACCCACCUCGCAGCUCUGGGCGACGCUCCCUCCCCCUCGGGCCCUGGGGCGCCGCCCACGCGCUCCGCGGCCUCCGCCUCCGACCUCGGCCCCUAGACCUUGAGGCGCCUUCGCAAGCCGGGUGUCCGAUGACAGAUCGCACUUUUUACAAUCUGAUGGACGUUCUUCUUGAGAUGUAAAAGAGCUACGUUUUACUUUGUUUUAUUAAGUGAGAUGGCAAUGCCUUAUUGUUUGGACCAUAUUAUUGUUUUACUUGUGAAUUCAAUAACCCACUUUAGUUAAUAAAUACAAUUUAUGUUUUUAUUAAAUUGCAAUAAAGAUAAAUAUUUAUAAUUACAUCCUUGUUGAUGUUACUUUUUGAAUUCUGCUCGCAUGUAGUUUUGAAACACAUCAUCCAAAUGUCAUUAUUUCGUGUUAUGUCGUAUUUGUUGAACUAAAAACGUAUCUCUUGAUCACGAAAAUAUACUGCAAUGCAAUUAAAUAUUAUUUAUGUAAAUUGAUAAACCAUUCUACGUCACGUACUGAAAAUAAAUCGUAUU